CAUACAUACAUUCAUUCGUUCAUUCAUUCAUAAUUCCAUUCAUUCUUCUUUCUACGGCCUGGUGCUACUUGUUUUGAACGACUUUCAUUUCAGAAACUUAGAUUGUUGAAUUUACACACUCGGCCUCUCAUCACACAAACGCCAUACCAAAAGCGACCAUGAAAACUACAUUUUCAUCUGCGCUCGCGUGCCUCGCGUUUCUUUCGUUCCUCGGCCUCGCGUCGUCGAUAGUUAUUCCCCCCGAGGACAAGAUCAACCUCGAACAUGCUCCUUGCCAGAACAUCAGACUUGAAGGCCAAUACGUCUUACGCAUGGAUAACUGUACCAGCGCCAGAUUCCCCGAGACACAUGUUAAUCUCAGCGUGGACCUCAACGAUUGUCUUGCUAACUAUCGCGGGACACUAAAUAAGGUGGACAAAGACGGCGGGUUCGGCGCGACCUGUCCUAAGUGUACAAUUGGCAAGCGAUACAUGCUUGAAUGUCAGUGCAAUACCGGCAACGGGAACGAAACCAUGACGAGUACAUUUGACAUGAACUACUGGAGAAACAUUAGGAUCAGUUCUGAUUUCGGCUACCACUUUGAAUUGAUAUGCGCGAAUGAUUGGGGUAUCGCUGAGGGUCAGAGUGGCUGGAACAAGAGACGAGGUGUUUAACUCCACAAGCCUGAGAGU
Molecule: messenger RNA, 671 nt
Organism: Xylaria bambusicola
Lineage: Eukaryota; Fungi; Ascomycota; Sordariomycetes; Xylariales; Xylariaceae
Exons: 1
Coding region: 159-653 (164 amino acids)
Source: RefSeq, a predicted model, not a curated record